CAUUCACAAACCGCCGCCUUCUAUACCGUAUAGUGUAUCGUACGCUUGUAUACGCUAUUUUUCUGGUCCGUCUCAGGUCGUCCGUUCUCCUCGCCGGUGGUGUAUUUGCUGCAUACGACACUAAAUUAUUAUUAUUACGUUUUCAACGCAGUGAAGCCACCCCCGUCGCCAUCUCCAGAAUAUUGACUUCAUUAAUUCUACUUAAAAAAAAUAAAGCAUAAUGUCUGACGAUGGAGUUGUUGCAGAAAAGAGGAAUCGUGGAAGAACCCCAAAAUCAAAUGAUGUAAACGAUAAAGAUACUAAAGACAAAGAAACUAAAAAACGUGGAAGACCAGCAGGUAAACUACCAGCAAAAGCUGAUAAAAAGAUUGAAAAAGAAGGUGAAAAUGGUGAACCAGUAGCCAAAAGAGGCCGAGGAAGGCCCAAGAAGAGUCAAAAGAAGGUCAAAGCUGUGUCAUCAGGAAGAGGACGAGGCAGACCACCAGCAAAAAAAGUGGAAAAAGAAGAAUCUGCUGAAGACAAUGACGAAGAGGAAGAAGAAGUAGAAGAUGAAGAUUAAAUUAAAAUUAGUUGUAUCUCAUACUAUAUACUUUGCCAUUAAUUUUACAUUUAUUUAAUAAGGAUCAAGAAUAAUUUUAAUUUUUAAUUUAUUGACUUCAGAAAAAAUUAUGUAAGCUUAGACUAGGGUUAUAAUUAUUUUGUUUUAUUUUGUGAAAAGAAUUAACAAUUUGUAAACAUUUUUUUUUUCAAAUGAAUCAUUUUAAGAAAAAAAAUCAUUAAGUAUUUAUCAACCAUACAAUUGUUAAUCCAAUUUUUUCAUUUGUCAUGUAUAUGAUUUAUUUUGAUGUUAUGUAUAAAUAGUAGCUUACCCUACUAUUAUUGAAAGUAAUUUUGAUGACUUUAUACAUAUAUAAAUAUAUAUUUAUAUAUAUAU
Rhopalosiphum maidis (corn leaf aphid) is the source of this 934-nucleotide messenger RNA. It is a transcript of the gene D1, whose product is annotated as HMG-Y-related protein A. NCBI's taxonomy places the organism in Eukaryota, Metazoa, Arthropoda, Insecta, Hemiptera, Aphididae. The record is from RefSeq and is a predicted model, not a curated record. Gene Ontology annotation, biological process: regulation of DNA-templated transcription. Gene Ontology annotation, cellular component: chromatin; nucleus. Gene Ontology annotation, molecular function: DNA binding. The transcript is spliced from 4 exons. The coding region runs from base 221 to 559 and encodes 112 amino acids.